ACCUGGGCAAGUCCUAUCUGCUGUUGCUGCCUUGGCUCCUUCAUAUGUCUUAUUCCAGCAGAUUUACUUCCCUUUCUCGGGCCAAAUACAUCGGCAUCCUCUGUUGGAUGUGACAAGGACGUAGGAUUCCUGAACUGAGUCCCUAUCUAACCCUGAGCUCUUCUGCCCCAUCCUACGUGGUUCACUGUGUGAGCUGGAUCUUAUCGUUCAGCUCCUAAGGAAGCUGUUAGCCUCUCAGAUCAUGGGUUCCCUUCAGCUAACGACAGUUCUGUUGUUGGUGUCUGUGUCGCUAUGUGAGGUGGCCUCUCAGAACUUCAUCAAGAAUCCCAAGGAAAAGAUGGAACAUUUGCUCCUGAUCAACGAGGUCAAUGCAGAUAAUCCAGGGGACGACACCACCGAGUAUGUGGAAUUGUAUCACACCAGUGGCCGGCGGGCCUCACUUGAUGGCUACUUCUUGGUUUUCUACAAUGGCAAUGGCAACUCAGCCUACAGAGUGAAGGACCUCAAGGGCUUUUCCACUGACAGCCAAGGGUUCUUCCUCAUUGGGUCCUCUGCAGUCACACCGCGACCAUCGGUGAUCCUACAAAAGAACACAAUCCAGAAUGGGCCAGAUGCAAUUGCUGUGUAUUUUGGGAAGGGGUCCUUUUAUGAAGGCAUGAUGGUCACCAAUAAAGACUUGGUGGAUGCCUUGGUCCAUAAGUCGAAAAUCAGCGACAAGGCAGAUGAUUUGGUCCGUAUUCUGACUCCUGGCACAGAGCCUUUCUUGGAGGACCCGCUGUUCAGGACUGCAGAUGAGUCACUGGAGAGAUGCCAAGGGGCAGAUGCACGUUGGUUUUUCCAAGUGGCUAUGCCAACCCCUGGUUCAGAUAACCAUUGUGUGCCUUUUGCGCAGCUGAAUGCAACCACAGCAUUGAUCAGUGAGGUCAAUGUGGCGUCUUCCCCUGGGGAGUUUGAGUUUGUGGAACUACAAGGCCCUUCAUCUACUGAUCUCAAGGACCUGGUGAUGGUGCUGAUCGAAGGCAGCACCGGGAAGAUCUACUUUGUCAUGGAGGUGUCUGGCAGAACGUCUCCCGAUGGGCUGCUUCUCAUUGGUCCGGGCCAAGCCGGAACCCAAGUUGACCUGCCGUUCCCACCAAACUCCAGCGUCCCCCUCCUCAAAGCAGGCCUGAAUGCUGUUGCCCUGUACACAGGGGUCAGCAGCAGCUUUGCCCUGGGGUCUGUCGCCUCAGCCUCAAACCUCCUGGAUGCUUUGGUUUACACGACAGUGGAAGGCUCGAGUUCGAAACUGCGGGAUAUUUUGACCCCUGGGAAGCCCGUCUUCUAUGGGAGAGAACGAUCCCAGCAGGGUAAUACAUCUAUGAGCAGGUGUGCCUGCUGCUCCACUACUCGCGAUCCCUCCAUCUACACACUUGGAAAGCCCACGCCGCGGAGCUUCAACGAUUGCCCCAAGAAGCGUUUCAGUCAAGAAAUUUCCUUGUGUCUUCAAGCUGCAGGUUGCCCGCAAGAAUCCCCGGAGCAACACAACAUAGUGACCGCUUUGGCCCAAGCCCUGGAUAAGCGGAGCGGCAGUGGAGUGUCUCCGGUUCAUUUCAGAGACGUGACUGUAGCUUGCCAGGGCUCAGACCUGAUGUUCACUGCUCUCCUGAUGGCCAGAUCAGCGGAGCAACUCACUGCUCUGCUACGGGACUUCUCUCUCUUCUCGGAGAGCAAGGAGGUGGUUGACUUUGGGGAAUGGAACAGCACGGCAGCGACGGCGUGUGCGAGAGAUGCCAACGUGACAGAAACGCCUCUAGGAGCAACGUCGGAGAAGCCGGGAGCAACCAAAGAGCCUCAAACCCCACAGGCCGAGCUGCUUAUCAAUGAGGUGAAUCCAGACAACCCCGGAGCACGAGAAGAUACUGAAUACAUCGAACUCUUCUACCCUGGAUUAGCGCCCUUUGACCUCCGUGGCUACUGGCUUGUCCUGUACAACGGCAAGAACAACUUAGCUUACAAGGUGGUGAACCUUACGGGCCACCGUACAGAUGAGCACGGCUACUUCCUAGUGGGUAGUGAUGGGGUGAUCCCUAAACCCUUGAUUGUUCUGCCCCCCAAUACUAUCCAGAAUGGAGUGGAUGCUGUAGCUCUCUACCACAGCACCACAGCGACUUACCAAAUUAACAUGGCCUUGACCAGUGAGGGACUGGUGGAUGCUGUGGUGUACAAGUCCCGGGGCUCGGAAAAGGCCGACAAGCUGCUUGCAGUUCUUGCCCCAGGCCAAAGUGUCCUGUACGAAGAUGACUCCCACAGUCACCUAGACGAAUCUCUGAGUCGGUGUCACAGUCUGAAGCCUAGAAACCACAGAAGUUUCCAGGUGACAGCAAUCACGCCCUUCCAGGAGAACGCCUGCCUGCCUCUGGGCUCAAAUUCGACUGAGGAAGUGGCUCACAACCAUUCUGUUUUAAUCAAUGAAGUCGGCUUGGGUAACAGUUCCAUCCUCUACCAGUUCUUUGAGCUGAAAGGGAUACCUGGCACUAGCUUGAAAGGAUAUUCUUUGGCGUUCUUCUCUGGCUGGGAUCACAAGCCAUACAUGAGCAUCCCCCUGCAAGGCACAUUUGGAAGCAGUGGUCUGUUUGUCAUCCUUCCAGAACGACAGGCCAGGCCUGGGAAAGCUCAUGACCAGCUGAUUGCACCCUAUGUUUGGAGCAAACUUUCUGCACAGCAGGAAUUUCAGGCUGUUGUAGUGACCAGCCGUGUGCCGCAAGUCCAUAAUGGCACUUUAAUGACCGGGGAGAACAUAGAAGACGCAGUGGCUUUUACACUAGAGGCCAAUGCCAGCCCAGGACAUCUGGGAUUUCUGGGACCAAUCCAUGUCAUUUCUAAGAGAGGAGAAAGGCCAGUAUCCUUGAGCCGCUGUUCGUAUUGUAGCACAACCUUUGCCGUCUCAGAAACCACCCCUGGCUUGGAGAACAGCUGCCCCCAGGAGUCUCUUUCUAUGGUUUUUGAAAUAUGCCUGCAGACACCCAAUUGCUCCAUGUGGUCUCAGAACCCCUCGAUGCUGGCUCGUUUCCAAAGGGCACUGGCGGACUCCAUGGAGGAGAAUUGUUCCUGUGGCAUCUCUCCAUGUUAUUUGCAAGGGUUUAAUUUCACCUGUUUCAGCUCUGUUCUGAAGCUCUCCGGUCAGUUGUGGGCCAGGUCUUCCGAGCAGCUCCAGCUCCUGUCUAAGUGGCAGGCUGACUUCUCCAGAAGCCCGCACCCUUUCCUUGUGGAUGGGAGGCUGCUCAAACCAAAUAGAUCGUGCUCAGAGUCGGGAAGGACACUGAAGUUUGAAGCUUCAUUCCGGACUUGGGAAAUUGCACUUGUUAUCCUAGGAUCUGUUUUGCUUUUCCUGCUGUUAACCGGUAUAGCAUUGUAUUACAUCAAAAGACGGCCUCAGAAUUACACCACCAUUGAGAUGAAUGACCGCUGCGAGAUAAUGGAGGGCAUUUGACACUGCCUAGAACCCACAUUGGCCAGGAAAAGACUUUUCAGGCACUGAAACAAAACAGCAGUCACCUGUGCUUGCCUGGCAUUUGCACAAAUGCGCCAAGAAUGCAACAGUGUACAUUUUUUUAAAAACUUAGAAUUUUUUUUUACACUUCUGACUUUGGGAUGUGUGAAAUUGGUUCAUUUCCAUGCAAGUUCCUGCUUUUCCUUCCCAGUGCUGUCGAAUAUUCAUGGAAAGCCUGCAAGUGUCUUGAAUAGUGCUGCUUUUCUGAGAAGUUUGUAAUGAUACAUGGUUCUUGAGUGUCCCAUCCCUCAAACAAGUGGUUGUACAAACUGAUGCUUGUUACACAACAGUGAGUGGGCUCAUGUAUGCUGAACAGCUGUGGAGGGAUAAUGCCGAACCUCCUGAGAAUUCUGCCAUGCUCCCAUGUACUUGUAUUUCCCACAUUGCCAUGAAGUCACUGAGUGAUCCUGGCCUGGUCACUCUCGUUCUCAGUGUCACCAACAGGGCUUUUUUUCAGCUGGAACGUGGGGGAAUGGAGUUUCGGAACCUCUUGAAAAUGGUCACAUGGGCUGGUGACCCCGCCCCCUGAUCUCCAGACAGAGGGGAGUUGAGAUUGAGAAAAUGGAGUUGAGAAAAUGGGAGUUGAGAAAAUGGUCGCAUGGGCUGGUGGCUCCGCCCCGAUCUCCAGACAGAGGGGAGUUGAGAUUGCCAUGUGGUGCAGAGGGCAAUCUCAACUCCCCUCUGUCUGGAGAUCAGGGGGCAGGACCACCUGCCCAUGCGACCAUUUUCUCCGAGGGCAACCCAUUGAGUUCCACCACCUCUUUCCCCAGAAAAAAGCCCUGGUCACCAACUUUAUAGGGUUGUUGUGAGGAUAAAAACGGGGAAUGAUGUACACCGCCCUGAACUCCUUGGAGGACAGUUGGAAUAAAAGAAAGAAUAAACGGUGUAGAUCUGACUGUGUUUCAAAGCAGAGCACCAUGAAUCUGUGCCAUGCCACUGUAAAUGGGUAACGUGUCUUGGUGGUCUACACAGGCUUUGCAUAGUUUUUGGGCUGCUGCUGUUUGUGCUUUUCAUGAGUGGUAGAUGUUGUGUUUCCUUUCCAAAGCAAACGUCCAAAUUCAAAGGUUGGGUGGAGCUGAGAAGGGAAAAGGGAAAGAUCCAGGUAAAGGGAGAGGGGAAAUAAACCUUGCCGUUCCCAAAUAUGUCCGUGUGAUAAAAACAAAUGGUGGUUACGGAAAAAAGGUUUUAAAACAUCUUUAAUUUUCCUUGCUCUUGAAGAGGAUUAUAUAAACAAAGGGAGUACCAGGUAAGUUUAAUGCUAUAUGUAUAGCUUGUUCUACAUGACUGUCUCACACUUUGCCCUACAAAUUGAGGAUCAGAGAUACGAACAAAAAUGUGAUACAAUUAAUUUUAGAACUUUGCUUUAUUAUAAUUAUUACAAUUGUUUGUUUUUCUUCAUUAUGUUUUGGUUUGGUUUCCUUGGCUUUCGACAGGAAACAUGCUUUCAGCUCUUAACUUUGUGACACUCCUUGCAAAAGGGUGCCACAUCACAGUAUAUAGUAGCAAGGAAACAGGCCACGGUGCUGCUGCUUAUACAGAAAAAAAGAAAACCCUCCCUAAGCCUCUGAGACAGCACAAUGACUGGUGGAAAAGUAUAAAUACUUACCCUCCAUGCAUCUGAUGAAGAGAACUGUGAUUCUCAAAAGCUUUUGCUACAGUAAAGUUGGUUAGUCUUAAAGGUGCUACUGGACUCUUUUCUAUUUUGUUACUACA
Molecule: messenger RNA, 5242 nt
Organism: Eublepharis macularius
Lineage: Eukaryota; Metazoa; Chordata; Lepidosauria; Squamata; Eublepharidae
Exons: 13
Coding region: 242-3469 (1075 amino acids)
Source: RefSeq, a predicted model, not a curated record